Molecule: messenger RNA, 1639 nt
Organism: Ictidomys tridecemlineatus (thirteen-lined ground squirrel)
Lineage: Eukaryota; Metazoa; Chordata; Mammalia; Rodentia; Sciuridae
Gene: Ppp1r11
Product: protein phosphatase 1 regulatory inhibitor subunit 11
Cellular component (GO): nucleus
Molecular function (GO): protein phosphatase 1 binding; protein serine/threonine phosphatase inhibitor activity
Source: RefSeq, a predicted model, not a curated record
CAGAAUGCGUCACACCCGGAAGUGGAGAGCCGGAAGUGGGGUUGGACAGGUUAUCCCCACGGGUGGGGAAACGGAGGCCCUGGAGGAGGGGGAAAAAAGGAGGCCGAGGAUCCUUGCUACUAACCUGAAUCGGAUACCGAUUCUCUUAGAACCCAGAGACACAGAAAAAGGGAAGGGUGUAUCAUUCCCCUUCCUCCCCUCCUCCUUUUCCUCAGCCUUAGCCAUGGCCGAGGCAGGGGCCGGGCUGAGUGAGACCGUCACUGAGACAACGGUUACCGUGACAACCGAGCCCGAGAACCGGAGUCUAACUAUCAAACUUCGGAAAAGGAAGCCAGAAAAAAAAGUGGAAUGGACGAGUGACACAGUAGACAAUGAACACAUGGGACGCCGUUCAUCAAAAUGCUGCUGUAUUUAUGAGAAACCUCGGGCCUUUGGUGAGAGCUCCACCGAGAGUGAGGACGAGGACGAGGAAGGCUGUGGUCAUUCACACUGUGUUCGGGGCCACCGCAAAGGACGGAGUCAUGCAACCCCAGGACCGACCCCUACUACCCCUCCUCAGCCUCCAGACCCCUCCCAGCCCCCUCCAGGGCCAAUGCAGCACUAAAUUCCUCUUUCCCCCAUCAUUCCUGUGUCUGUUUGGCCCUGAAUGUAUCCAUGUGGCUACCUGGGGGCUAAAUCCAUGGUUUGAUUUCUUCUUCAGCCCCCCUCCUUCCCUUUUCUUUGCCUCAUAGAGGGAAGAAGUAGAGGAGGGUGGACAGAGAUCCUGGAAUUCUGACUUGCUGCUAUUCCAGAACCCAGUCUUCUGGGUUCUUCCAGCCCUCAUUUCUCUUUCCAGUCCCAUCCUUACCAGGGAUCUAGGCAUCUUGGACCCAGUCUCUUUCCUUUGUUCUUACUGCCAAACUGCCUGUCCUGGGAUCCAGUUAUCUUGGCCCCUCGCACCCUCAAUUUGAGUCCCAAACACUUAAACUGGGUUUUCAGUAGUCCCAGCUUUCACUGCCAGGGUCCCAGUCAGAUUCCAGGCAUCUCACCCCAGCUGUGCUUGUUAAUCUUGGCUUAGAGCUUUUCCACUUAUGCAUUUAUAUAAUCCGUAAUCUUAGUCCUUGCCUAUAGGAUAUGAGGUCUUAUGGGACACUGCAGGGCUCCCAAAUUUUCCCCUCCUUCCUACCCCUUCAUGCCCUCAAACGGAGUUAGAGAAAGAGGUCUUUGUCGUUCUCACUUCCAAGGGAAAGUGGAACAAGAAAGUCAUGUCCUCUGUCCCCACCCUUUUCAUUUGAUAUAGGAUUUUUGACAGAGAUAAUUUGAUAUUGGUGACUUAGAGCCAACUAUCUUUUCAGCCUUUUAUCCUUUAGCUUCAGAGCCAUCCAACAUAUUCUAGGGGCCUAGGACCCUGGGAGAGGAAGGAAAAGGGAGAGAGCAAACAGAUGUAUUACACUCCCACCCUUUCCUUCCUAGGCUUUGAUGCGUCUGCCAACCCAGAUAUCCAGCUCUCUCAGCCCUCCCCCACCCUUCACUGGGACCUGGUUAUCAUUUUCCAGGUCUCUUGCCAUGCACAGUUGCAGAGAUCAGUCAAAUCCAUAUCAGCACUGAGAUCUCAUUUAUUGCCACAGAUGCACAAAAUAAAUAACCCAACAUCACAAAA